UAGAGUCGUUAAUUGAAGAAUAUCAUAAAAAAUGGGAGAGAUAUCGGGCUUCCAGUUGGGCGUUCUGGGUGCAUUGUUUCUUUCCGUGGCGUCAUCAGUGUCCAUUGUCAUCUGCAACAAAGCCUUGAUGAGCAAUCUUGGUUUCCCAUUCGCUACAACACUGACUAGUUGGCAUCUGAUGGUAACGUAUUGCACACUUCAUGUGGCACAACGUCUAAACUUCUUUGAGAACAAACCAAUUGACAUGAAGACUGUGAUGCUCUUUGGCAUUCUAAAUGGUGUUUCCAUCGGAUUUCUCAACUUGAGCCUGGGAUUUAACUCCAUUGGCUUCUACCAGAUGACCAAACUUGCAAUCAUACCUUUCACUGUACUACUGGAAACUGUUUUCUUGAAAAAACAAUUCAGCCAGAAGAUAAAGCUCUCCCUUCUCCUCCUACUUCUUGGAGUUGGGAUUGCUUCUAUAACAGAUCUUCAGCUCAAUUUCCUCGGGACAAUACUUUCUCUUCUAGCUAUUGUAACAACUUGCGUUGGUCAAAUUCUCACAAACACAAUACAGAAGAGACUCAAUGUGUCAUCCACACAGCUGCUCUACCAGUCAGCCCCAUUUCAAGCAGCUAUUCUUUUUGUCUCAGGCCCUCCGGUAGAUCAGUUCCUCACCAAGCAAAAUGUCUUCUCACACAACUAUACUCCAAUUGUCUUGGGAUUCAUAAUCCUUUCCUGCUUGAUUGCUGUUUCUGUCAACUUUAGCACCUUUCUAGUUAUUGGCAAGACGUCACCUGUUACAUAUCAAGUCCUUGGCCAUUUGAAAACAUGCCUGGUUCUUGCAUUUGGUUAUACACUGUUGCAUGACCCUUUCACCGAGAGGAACAUCCUUGGGAUACUAAUCGCCAUUGUCGGAAUGGGCUUAUAUUCUUACUUCUGCACCAAUGAGAACAAGAAGAAGCAAUUAGGCGAGCUUCCAGUGGGGCCUCAGAUUAAAGACAAAGAUACUACACCACUUUUGGCUGUGAAGACCAUGGGCCAUCAAGACAAAGAAAGUGCAGAAGUUAAGAAAUCAAGCAAGGACUCUCUUGUUUAAGAUGUAGGCUUUUGAUGAAGAAUUCAUGCAUAAGCUAAGGUCUUUUCUUUCAGACAAUAUUCAUGAGUGUAAAAUUGAUUCUUUUGAAUAAGAAUUUCUCUUUCCAUUUCACUGGGUUUUCCUUCCCUUUCCCUUGUCACCAGGGUAUUGAAAGAG
Messenger RNA from Ilex paraguariensis (yerba mate), 1234 nucleotides. The record is from the annotation of a GenBank genome assembly. NCBI's taxonomy places the organism in Eukaryota, Viridiplantae, Streptophyta, Magnoliopsida, Aquifoliales, Aquifoliaceae.